UAUUCGACUUUUACGCGUUCAGUGUCAGGUGCUUGAUAGGGAUGCGGGGCAAAACAACAAUAACAGAACAAAGUUAAGGGGGGUGUGGUGUUUGAAGCCGUAAUCGGAAAACUUGUAUAUGGUUUAGCAGCAGAGGUCUGAAUUUAACUAAAGCCAUAGAAUAAUCAUCCUACAGAAUGCACGGCCGUGUCAAGACGCGAACAACUGCAGAACAGCAAGAAAUAAAGCGGAAGGAACGAGAAAAAAAAGUUAAACUGUACCGUGCUGGAAUGGAGAAAGUUUUCAGGAAGCGCAAGAAUGAUGAAUUGGAUGAGGAGCUUCUUGAAGCAAUCGGACAGCUUCUAACAGCUAACCCAGAUAUAUAUACACUAUGGAAUAUAAGGAGAGAGACACUACUACAUUUCCAGGAAUUCAGGUCCAAAGACCAAAUGCAACAACUCAUGGAAGCAGAAUUGCAGUUGACAGAACGUACAUUGCAUGUUAAUCCAAAAUCAUAUGGAGCAUGGCAUCACCGUGCUUGGGUUCUUGAUAAUAUGCCUGAAUCUAAUUGGUCAAGAGAAUUGGCACUGUGCAAUAAGUAUCUGGAUAUGGAUGAAAGAAAUUUCCACACUUGGCAUUACCGGCAGUUUGUUGUUUCGAGAGCAAACGUUUCUCCAACCAAGGAAUUUGAAUUCACGUCUGCAAAAAUUACCACAAACUUUUCAAAUUAUUCAUCGUGGCAUUAUCGAAGUCGUUUGCUACCAUUGCUUUAUCCAGACCCUACUGGUAGGCGUCCUAUUCAAGAGAACAAGCACAAGGAAGAACUAGAACUGGUACAGAAUGCAGCCUUCACUGACCCAAAUGAUCAGAGUGCUUGGUUCUAUCAGCGCUGGCUGUUGGGUCGUGGAAAACAACCAUUUAUUGUGCAGAAUGCUUAUGUUUCACGUGACAUCAUAUUUAUUACAAUGAGUCACGAAGUGAGUUUAGCAGAUGUUGAAUUGAAGCUCAUUAUAAAUGGCACUACAGCACAAGGUGCAUGGCACAGCAGCGACGGAAAUAUUUACUCACAUUUAUGGAUAUUUUCACCAUCUUCAGAGAUGUAUCAUGGUGACAUCAUUUUAUCCGAAGUUGCUGUACAAGUGAUGGAAAAAAAUACAACACAUUCUAUACACGUUCCCCUUGUUAUUGAUGGGGAUUUAGCUUGGACAAGCACAGAAAGUCAGUUUGGACUUCAGUUUAGUGAAGGGUUGACAUCAGUUUUGGAAGAAGAACUAGAUUCUUGUGCCCAGCUGUUAGAGCUGGAGCCAGACAGUAAAUGGACACUGUUGACAUCAAUAUUGUUGAUGCAGGCCAUUGACCGACAUAAAUACAGAGAGGCUACAAUGGAAAAGUUACAGCUGCUGACCAGAGUUGACCCAUUACGUAGCGGAUAUUAUAAUGAUCUAAGAAGCAGAUACCUGAUGGAGUACGCAGUUGAUGCUAACCAGACUGCAGUAAAAUCUGCACUGCCAAAAGAAAUUAAUUUGUCAAACAGCUCUCUUACUGCUCUUUACCAUGAACAUCAUUUAAGCUUAUUCAGAAAUGUGGAUUUAAGUUGCAAUAUGCUUAAGUUAUCUUUGGCUAAGCUGCAUUUACUGCAAAACUGCCAGGUACUUAAACUUGACAACAAUUGUAUUAAUACAUUAGCUGCCUUUCCUGAGCUACGGCAGCUGAAGGAACUCUCUCUGCAAAACAAUGAAAUAACUGGUUCAGAGGAAUUAAAAUAUCUUAAGAAGUGCAGGAAGCUUAAUAGUGUUGAUUUAUCAGGAAAUCCUAUAAUGGAAAAUGGUGAUAACAAUUUGCCAAAAAUAGCAAAAGAAGCAGUGCCAUCACUGCAGAAAUUAAAUGGCUAUCUUAUAUGAUUUGAUAAUUUACUAUAAAAAACCAAACUUAUUUUUUUAUUAUUUACAUUGUCAUUAUAAAAAGUAUAUAAAAAUAAAUAAAGUUGUUAUGUACAGUCAG
Molecule: messenger RNA, 1980 nt
Organism: Schistocerca nitens (vagrant locust)
Lineage: Eukaryota; Metazoa; Arthropoda; Insecta; Orthoptera; Acrididae
Gene: RabGGTa
Product: geranylgeranyl transferase type-2 subunit alpha
Exons: 10
Coding region: 177-1880 (567 amino acids)
Biological process (GO): protein geranylgeranylation
Cellular component (GO): cytoplasm; Rab-protein geranylgeranyltransferase complex
Molecular function (GO): protein binding; Rab geranylgeranyltransferase activity
Source: RefSeq, a predicted model, not a curated record